This is a messenger RNA of Bactrocera dorsalis (oriental fruit fly), 1471 nucleotides long. RefSeq names its product 3-oxoacyl-[acyl-carrier-protein] reductase FabG. The coding region runs from base 647 to 1414 and encodes 255 amino acids. NCBI's taxonomy places the organism in Eukaryota, Metazoa, Arthropoda, Insecta, Diptera, Tephritidae. The record is from RefSeq and is a predicted model, not a curated record. The transcript has a single exon. Gene Ontology annotation, molecular function: oxidoreductase activity.
GUUUUUAGGCUACCCAGAAGAUACUUGAUCAAAAAUCGGAAGUCGUGAGCUGCUUGAGUCAUAUGUAAAAGAAUCGUUUCUAGCCAUUCCCAAAUGAAUGGCGAUCAGAGAACUUUCCUCACUCUCGCUGUAUGAGAUAUAUGACGACAUUGACAUAGUUCAGCGAAUUAAAAGACAGACGAAAACACUCCAGCUUUGAAAGUAUUCGACGCAGUACCCGGCGGGGGAAGCAGAGGAAGAGGAAGACCUCCACUUCGUUGGAAGGACCAGGUGGAAAAGGACCUGGCCCUGCUUGGAAUAUCCAAUUGGCGCCCGUAGCGAAAAGAAGAAACGAUCGGCGCGCUGUUGUUAACUCGGCUAUAACCGCGUAAGCGGUGUCUACGCCAAUCAAGAAGACAAGAAGCAUUAAGUGCGUUUCUUAAGUCAUAUAAUAAAGAUAAUGUGUAUAUAGAUAAUAUACGUAUCUUCUAAGGCUUAACAUAUUUUAGUACAAAAUAAAAUAUAAAUACAUUUGAGUCUUAAACGAUCGUUAGACACUCAAGUAUAUUCUCUCUAGUAGAUAGUAGGUGCAAUAGGAAACUAGAAAGCUGCUACUUACAAGCAACCAACUCAGUUCAUUUAAUAUAGUGAGUUCGAAUAGAUCACCAUGAGUUUAGCGGGCAAAGUUGUAAUUGUAACCGGAGCAAGUUCGGGCAUCGGCGCUGCGACAGCGGAGGCUUUUGCCAAAGAGGGUUCCAAAGUAGUGCUCGUAGGACGAAACAUAGCAAAUUUAAAAGCUACUGAAGUUGCUUGCAAAGCUGCCAACAGCAAAGUGGAACUACUACUCAUCACCGCUGAUGUCACAGUGGAUGCGGAACGCAUUGUAAACUCGACAAUUGAAAAAUUCGGGCAGCUGGAUGUGUUGGUGAAUAAUGCCGGUGUGGGUGAAAGGGCUUCAAUCUUAGAUAUUGAAGUCGAGCAAUUUGAUCGCCUUAUGAAUAUUAACUUGCGUUCGGUCUUCCUUCUAACUAAGUUCGCCACACCACAUCUCGUGAAGACCCAAGGUAAUAUCGUGAAUGUCUCCAGCGUCGCAGGAAUGCGUUCACUUGCAGGUAGCGCGGUCUACUGCACUUCCAAAGCUGCCGUUGAUCAAUUCACCAGAUGUAUCGCCUUGGACUUGGCACCGAUGAAUGUGCGUGUCAACGCCGUCAAUCCCGGCGUAAUUAUUACAGAUAUUCAUAGGCGUUCAGGCUUGUCGGAAGCAGAAUAUGCUAAUUUUUUGGAGCAUUCGAAGUCCACACAUGCCUUGGGUCGCGUCGGCUAUGCAAAGGAGGUUGCCGAUGCUAUUAUUUUCCUAGCUAGUGACAGCGCGAGCUUUAUAACAGGCGCAACACUGCCGAUCGAUGGUGGCAGGCAUGCCAUGUGUCCACGUUAAUUGAAAUAAAAUAUUAUUUAUGACAAAUAAUAAGAAUAAAAGUGAAAAUGUUGCAUA